This is a messenger RNA of Saprolegnia diclina VS20, 1401 nucleotides long. RefSeq lists its product as hypothetical. Lineage: Eukaryota; Oomycota; Saprolegniomycetes; Saprolegniales; Saprolegniaceae. Gene Ontology annotation, biological process: lipid A biosynthetic process. The record is from RefSeq and is a predicted model, not a curated record. The transcript has 10 exons. Bases 1 to 1401 code for a protein of 466 amino acids. Gene Ontology annotation, molecular function: lipid-A-disaccharide synthase activity; phospholipid binding.
AUGCGCCCGGCAACCCAGCGCGUCGUGUACAUCAUCGCCGGCGAAGCAUCGGGUGAUGCCAUCGGCGCCAAGCUCAUCCGUGCCCUGCAGACCAAGGAGCCUUCGGUCACCUUCCGCGGCGUUGGCGGGCCGCAGAUGACCAAGCAAGGCCGCUUUGCAUCGCUCUUUCCCAUGAAGGAAUUAUCGUUUAUGGGUCUCACCGAGGUGUUGCCGAAGCUCUGGUCGACGCUGGGUCAUCUCCAUGCCGUCGCCAAGGACAUUCACGCUUGCGCGCCGGACGCGGUCGUGACCAUCGACUCGAAGGGCUUUACGUUUCGAGUGCUGCGCACCUUGAGCGCCCAGGGCCUUCUCUACCACGUGCUUCGCGUCGUGGACAAGCUCGACGUUGCGUCCGUACGACGCAAAGCGGCCGUCGUGCACUACGUAGCGCCGUCUACGUGGGCGUACAAUCACAAGUUCAAGCACAUGGAGGCGACAGCAACCGGCCUCUCGCGCCUCAUGGAUCACAUGCUCGUGCUCCUGCCUUUUGAAGCGCUGCUCUUUCAGCCGCGCGCAGAGGCGCGACCAGUCGUAACCUUUGUCGGCCACCCGGCUCUCGAAGACUUUGGCGAUGUCCAUCGCCUCUUUGAGACGGCUUUGCCGACACACGACGCGUCAUCGGUCGAGCUACUGCCGCCGUCGCCGUGGCUGCCGUACGAUGCGCACGCCGCGCGCAAGACGCAAGCGAUCCUAGCGACCAUUGCAGCCGAACGGGCGCAGCUGAAGGCGCCAACGUGGACCAUCUGCGCGCUCGUUGGCAGCCGAGAGAACGAGGUGUUGCAAACGAUCUCGCUGGUGCGCCAAGCCAUUGAACUCCAUGCGCAAGCGAGAGCAGCGCCGAUUCACGUGGUGUUUCCGACCAUAUCGGCGGUCGCGCCCCUCGUCCGCGCCCACUUGGCCGACUGGUCGAUCCCGUGUACAGUGCACGUCACGGACGACGCGAGCAAGAAGCGGUCGCUCUUUCAGCAAAGCCAUGCAGCGAUCGCCGUCUCGGGCACGGUCGUGCUGGAAGCAGCGCUCGCGGGCCUGCCGACCGUCGUCAUCUACCGCGCCAACCGCGUCACCGAGGUCCUUGCUCGGUCCCUCGCGCGUGUGCAGCACGUCUCGCUGCCCAACAUUAUGAGCUCACGCACCUUGAUGCCUGAAGUGCUCUUUUCCGAGUGCACCCCAAUCAACAUUGCUGCUGCGCUCACACGUCUCUGCGCCAAGCCGCCGAAUGCAGUGCCGUUGAGCCAAGUGUUUGGCUCGCUCCUGCGAUGGGACGUCGAUCCGCAUGUCCGACCUUGCCGCGCCAGCGAGGUGGCCGCAACGGUGGUCCUGGCCGAGAUGGACCGCAAGCGCGACGCUGUGACCGGGAGAUAG